GUCAAAUGCAAUUUAGGCAAAUGAAUUUACUCGAAAAUUUCACGAAAAACGUUUAACUGAAAUUGUUUGCGUGUCACUGUCACUUAGUGUGAAUAAUAUGUUGUCAAAUAUUUAAAUGCUUAUGCAGGUGAAUAACUAAAAUGUUUCUAUUAACAAAAGUAUAAAUAGACAUCCGAGAAAGAAUAUCAACGAGACAGUAUAACAAUUAUCUCACUGGGUCGAGCGGUGAAGCUGCAACGGUUAAUUGUUGAUGAUUGGGUUAUUACUAACGACCAAUGAGACUCUUUAGUUUGUGCUUUUGAAGGCGGGACUACGAAAAGGUCCGCAUCGAAACUUUAGUCGUGAUCUGCACAUGUCAGUGUUACAGACGCAGAUGCUGCUUGAUGUUCGUCAGUUGACUUGCACGUCUAUUCGAAUAAAAAUUAUCUAUUUCCAAGUGUGUUUUUUAAAUUAAGUAUAUUUACUAAAAAAUUUAAAUAGAAUGUCCCGAAAUUUCGCAUCGCGUAAAUUAAGUUCGAUAUUCAUGUAUUUUUCUUCAAAAUGCUAUUAAUCAUCGGCUUUUUUGUUUUGAAAUUGUAAUAAAAUGGUGUAUUUAAAAAUGAUCGAACUAUUAAGUUAGUGAGUGUGAGUAUACGAGCAUAAUUAAUAGUUUGUACCAAUAAUUAAAACCGAAUAGAAUUCAGUGAACAUUUUUUCAUAAUUGAAGGAAAACCAAUAAACUAUAAACAAAUAUAAAAAUUUAAUUGUUUAGUUCAUGUUUACAGAUUUCUCUCGUAUUUUUCCAAUAAAUUUUAUGUUCUUAAACUUAAUAUUAAUAUGGAAAAAUCGCAAUCGAUCACCGAUAAUUAUAAUGACAACUACAGUUCAUCACGAAUCGCUCAAAAGUUUCAUAAAACUUUCAGACCGUUCUCCAUAGAUUCAUUAAUCGGCGAAUGUACAGAAACUACAAAGCCACCAACAAGUCCUGCACCAAAAAUCUUAGCCACUCGUUCGGUAGCAAACAUAUCAUCAGUAGAAAACCACUUACUUCAUGACAUACUACAACAGUGGACCGAUUGUGAAAACAACAAAACUAAUCAAACCGCGGAAAUAGAUAAACGGUAUAGAUUAUCCGAAUUGUUUUUCCGUAGUGGAUUACUUCAUAAAUCCGAUCAAUCUCUGUCGUCAAAAUUGGAUUAUGUUCUUAAAGCGCACAGUCAACACCGAUCGACAACGUGGCCAUACUUCACAGGAGUGUUUCCAUCAGGUGUUGACACUCGCAGCGUUCAACAAUCCGCAAUAGGUCCAUCUUCAUCUCCUUUACCGCUUACAUUAAACGAAAGCGACCGAAGCUCAACUCCCAAGUCGACUCAAAAUGACUUGCUUGCCGAAAAUCAGUCGACAGAAAACCAUUUUUCCGAAAACGAAGUGUCCCAAGUAAAACCAACCGAUUCUAAUCGAUCUUCGGAUAGCAAAAGUCGUAGAAGAAGAACUGCAUUCACUAGCGGACAAUUGUUGGAACUAGAACGAGAAUUUCAAUCUAAAAAAUAUCUUAGUCUUACAGAACGGUCGGAAAUAGCAAAUUCGUUGAAACUCAGUGAAGUUCAGGUGAAAAUCUGGUUUCAAAAUCGUCGGGCUAAGUGGAAACGAGUGAAGGCGAGUCUCUUGACUUCUGCAUCUUCCUUAUCUUGUGGAGACAACCGCGGACACAAGAAUGACCACAUUACGGGUAACGGCCCAAAAAGAGCCAAAUGCAAUGGCGGGGUCGGUGGUGGAAAUGCCACUAAAAUAGUAGUUCCUAUCCCGGUGCACGUCAGCAGAUUUGUUGUAAGGAGCAGACACCAGCAAUUGGAAAAAUGCGCUUCUGGUUUUGCGCACCUUCGCCAUGCUACCUGCAGUUCAGUAGCUCCAAUCGAAUCGUCUAAACCACAAUUGCUCACCGGAACCCAACUACAUCAUAGUACCUUAAUGGACUGAACUUGAAUUAUUAUUAUUUUUUUUUUUAUGUAUUAUGUUCAGUACAUAUUUUUUUUGAUAUCGUUUGUUUAUAAUAUUAUUUAAUAAAAAUAUCAUCCAAUAGCACAUGUAAAAAUUUGAAAGAAAUAUAUAUUUUGUAGAUUUUACUCAGAAAAAGAACUUGACAUAAUUUUGUAGGAAAAAAAUACAAUUUUUCGAUCAAGUAUUAAACUCAGUGAGUA
Daktulosphaira vitifoliae (grape phylloxera) is the source of this 2177-nucleotide messenger RNA. RefSeq names its product homeobox protein HMX3 (gene unpg). NCBI's taxonomy places the organism in Eukaryota, Metazoa, Arthropoda, Insecta, Hemiptera, Phylloxeridae. Gene Ontology annotation, cellular component: nucleus. Gene Ontology annotation, molecular function: RNA polymerase II transcription regulatory region sequence-specific DNA binding; DNA-binding transcription factor activity, RNA polymerase II-specific. The coding region runs from base 817 to 1956 and encodes 379 amino acids. The transcript is spliced from 3 exons. Gene Ontology annotation, biological process: regulation of transcription by RNA polymerase II; regulation of nervous system development. The record is from RefSeq and is a predicted model, not a curated record.